Messenger RNA from Colletotrichum navitas, 5352 nucleotides. Its product is annotated as class V chitin synthase. Gene Ontology annotation, molecular function: cytoskeletal motor activity; ATP binding; chitin synthase activity. The transcript has 3 exons. NCBI's taxonomy places the organism in Eukaryota, Fungi, Ascomycota, Sordariomycetes, Glomerellales, Glomerellaceae. The record is from RefSeq and is a predicted model, not a curated record. Gene Ontology annotation, cellular component: cell septum; myosin complex; cell periphery. The coding region runs from base 1 to 5352 and encodes 1783 amino acids.
AUGGCGAACGGUCGAAUGUCCAUGUAUUCGGUGGCCUCGGAGGGCCUCGGAGGGCCUCGUGCCGGACAGCAACCCUCUCAGUUUUCUACCACGACCCUCCUUAACGCCAUUCACAACAUCUACUUGUCGUCCCAACCCUUCAAAUUGGACGCUGGUACGAGUCUCGUCGUCAACACAUGGCUCACUGCAUCCCAGACGGGUCCCGAUGGGAGGACAGGAGGCACCAUAGAUGCUGCCCUCGGCGCGAGAGCUUGGGAACAUGCUCGGAGACGUGCUGAAGACGGAUGCAUUGUUCUUGGUUCCCUUCACACAUCGUGCCCUUCUCUCUUGACGCCAUUUCUAUCGUCUCUCCCACUGUCGCUCCCGUCAUCCCUCUACAAGUCGUUAGAAGCCAUCCAGCCCUUCUUGAGGUGCUCUACACCCUACAACCCCUCCACGCCCCGUCAGACAGCUCUUGGCGUCACCCUCACCCUAAACCUGACCGGCAGCCUUCAUGGAGCCGCCAUUGCCUUAUCCCAGGGUGGCAUCGACACCACCAAGGGUCUUUUGAACAUUCCUGCAGAGGCUGGUUACCGCGCCUUUGACGUUUUCUACUAUCUCUUGACCUCCGCAUCAACACCCGCAGAGAGAGAGUUCCUGGGCCUCAAGUCAGCCUCCAGCUACGCUCUGCUUGCAAAAUCCGGCACGUACGAACCGCCAUCCUACCUUCCAACGGCUGAUGAUGCGGCCGCCGCCGACGACUUCCGAUCUGCCCUUAAAGACAUCGGCAUCAAGGGUUCUGCUCAUCGUAACCUCAUUUCCACCCUCGCCGGUCUGUUGAAGCUUGGCGACACCCUCGACUACAACCUCGAUGAGGACGUCUUUGACGAGAUUUGCGAGGAUGUGAGCGGCCUGCUUGGCAUGGACCCAGAGACUCUUGCCACGCAGUGCACAACCGAGGACCGGGCAACUUUGGUCGGCGGCCUGUACGAGGCUCUGGUUGACUGGGUCAUUUCGAAGGCCAACGAGGCUAUCUCUGCUCAGAUGGUCCGCAUCAGAGACGGUACUGAGUCGAUUGGUGGUGGAGGUGCUCGCACACCCACUUCCAACGGCGAAGGCGAUACUGUCUGCAUCACCAUCCUAGACAUCCCUGACCCGACUUUGGGCAAGGCGCUGGCUAUGCGUGGCAUAUUUGACGAUACUCUGGGAAUCAAUUCGGAGAUGAUUGCUGACGGUGUUGAAGUUUCCGCCGCUGGCAGCACCGUCGUGCGGGAGAUGCAGGCUGCCAUUGGCGAGGUUGGGCACGAGCUUGGCAUCAUGACUAGUGCUACGGGUAGGGACCGCCAGCACGCCCUAGAGAAGCGGGAAGAGGUUCUUGAGAAGAUUGGUCACUCUGCCGAUGAAGACGCUUUCCUCAAGAGGCUGCUCUUCCCAACUACCGGCCAGGGCAUUAACUUGGGACGUGAUGGCCGCCUUGACCUCUCGAAUCUGCUAAGCUCUAGCCGCGUGUGGUACCACCUCUCCAUCCACCCUACCGACGACUCGCCGGCAAGUCUGGCGGCUCUUCCCUCGAUCAAUUCUGCAUGGUCUGCGGGUACAGUUUCUCGCCAGCUUCGUUCGUGGCGAUUGCCCGAGUGGGCUAACAGACGUAACAAAAACCUCGAUUUCACUGCUGACUUCGACAUUGAUGAGUUCGUGCAACGCUACGCUCUUCUGGGCUGUAAGGAUGGCCGCGAAGGCAUCGAGACGUGGAUUCUCGAACGCGGUUGGACUAACGGCGAAGUCGUGGUCGGCAAAGAGCGCGUCUGGGUUCGUGAGAGCGCCUGGUGGGAAGCUGAGAGUAUGCUCGAUAUGAAGCCCUUGGACAGCAACCUCCCCGGCAUGGGCAACGUCCUGGCCGUCAACAAUCUCGAGUCCGGCUACUCAGCGAAUGGCAGCGGCUACUUCCCGACGCCCAUGCUGGACACAACCCCCAACGGUAGCCGGGACCAUCUCAUCGCCCACCAGCGCAACUUCAGCCAGGGCAACCUCUCCCAACACACUCUCGCCCAUAAUGCUGCCAUGCGUGCCCCAUCCGUCGCUCCUUCUGGCAUGCGCAAUGUCCAGGCCGGAGACUAUGGUCUCGGUACCAAGGGUGACACUUUCAAGGGCCAGGUCUUCUACAAUAACGAGGGCGAGUUCGUUGGUCAGAUAGACCCAGAAAUCGCUGAUGGCAAGCACGUAGAAGAGAAGACGAUGGACAAGGAUCGCCGUAUCUGGGUUGCCAUAGUCUGGUUCUGGACGUUUUGGAUCCCAUCUCCUUUACUCAGCUUUGUCGGCCGCAUGAAGCGUCCCGAUGUUCGCAUGGCGUGGCGUGAGAAGCUCACCCUCGUCUGGUUCAUCGUUCUCAUCAACGCUGCUAUCGUAUUCUGGAUUGUCGCUUUUGGCAAGAUCUUGUGUCCCAAUUUCGACAAAGCCUGGAGCGCAAAGGAAGUUGCCUAUCACACUGGCCAAAACGAUUUCUACGUCAGCUUCCGCGGCGGUGUGUACGACAUCUCCAAGUUCUGGAAGAUUCAACACUCCGACACCGCCAUCGAAACUACCAAGGAGAACAUGAUGCCAUUCGCUGGAAUGAACAUGGACGACUACUUUCCUCCUCCCCUGCCUUUGGUGUGCCCGGGUCUUGGUAUCGCGCCAACCACUACGCUCCAGUACAACAACACCCCCGAGUACAUCAUAGGCAUUCACAAGUCCGGCCAACUGGCCGAUGACCGUACCAGUGCCUUGGGCUCAACUGAUUGGUACAGCACGACGCUGCUGCCCAAAAUGAGGGAGUUCUACAAGGGAGACCUUGUCUGGGACAAGGCGGACAUCUACUCUGACGGCCAAAACAACGGCCACAUGUGGGUCAUUUACAAUGGCGGCGUGUAUGACCUGACCAACUACUUCAAGACUCUGGAGGUAUUCCAGCGUCUCGACUCGGCCAAGUUCCUCAACGCACAGAUUGUCAGCACCGUUGAGAGCAACGCUGGCGAGGAUGUCACCGACAACUGGAAUGGAAUCAUUAAGAGCGCAGCUAACAACGCAACCGAGAACGCAUCUGUCCAGAACAGCCUGAACUGCAUCAAAAAUCUCUUCUACGUUGGCAUUCCGGACUUCCGCUACUCUGCCAGGUGUCAGACGAACAACUACAUCAUGUUGGCGAUGACCAUCAUUCUCUGCUCCGUCAUUCUCGUCAAGUUCCUGGCUGCUUUGCAGUUCGGCUCGAAGCGUCGCCCUGCACCUCAAGACAAGUUCGUUAUCUGCCAGGUGCCGGCCUACACUGAAGGUGAAGACUCGUUGCGGAAAGCACUUGAUUCCCUCACCGCCCUUCAAUACGAUAACAAACGGAAACUCAUCUGCGUUAUUUGCGACGGUAUUAUCGUCGGUGCUGGAAACGACCGUCCCACGCCAAAGAUUGUCCUGGACAUCCUCGGUGUCGACCCCAAAGUUGAUCCUCCUGCGCUGCCCUUCAAGUCUGUUGGCACAGGCAGCGAGCAGCUGAACUACGGCAAGGUCUACUCCGGGUUGUACGAGUUUGAGGGCAACGUUGUUCCCUACCUCGUUGUGGUCAAGUGCGGAAAGGAGUCGGAACAAACCAAGUCCAAGCCGGGUAACAGAGGCAAGCGUGACUCCCAAAUUCUCCUGAUGAGUUUCCUCAACCGAGUCCAUCACAGAGCUCCCAUGAGCCCACUUGAGCUGGAAAUGUUCCACCAGAUCAACAACAUUAUCGGCGUGGAUCCCGAGCUGUACGAAUAUUUGAUGAUGGUCGACGCCGAUACGUGUGUCCGGGAAGACUCGCUCAACCGACUGGUUUCAGCAUGUGCCAAUGAUGCUAAGAUUGCCGGUAUUUGUGGCGAGACUGGUCUGCAGAACGACGACAAAUCCUGGUGGACCAUGAUCCAGGUUUACGAGUAUUUCAUUUCACACAACUUGGCCAAGGCCUUCGAGUCUCUCUUUGGCAGUGUCACCUGUUUGCCUGGAUGUUUCACCAUGUAUCGCUUGCGUACCGUCGACAAAGGCAAGCCGCUGAUUAUCGCCGACGGUGUUAUCCGUGACUACGCUGUGUGCGACGUCGACACUCUCCAUAAGAAGAACCUGCUGUCACUCGGUGAGGAUCGGUACCUGACCACCCUGAUGACCAAAUACUUCCCGUCUAUGAAGUACAAAUUCAUUCCCGAUGCCUACUGUCAAACCGCGGCACCCGAGUCCUGGAGCGUCCUGCUUUCCCAGCGUCGUCGCUGGAUCAACUCGACUAUCCACAACCUUUUUGAGCUGAUGAAACUCAAGGAGAUGUGCGGUUUCUGCUGCUUCAGCAUGCGUUUCGUCGUCUUCAUCGAUCUUUUUGGAACAAUUAUCCUCCCCGCCACCACUAUCUACCUUGGAUACAUGAUCUACCUAGCCGCUAGCCGUAAUGGCCAAUUCCCCAUAAUUUCCAUCAUAAUGCUUGCGGCUGUGUACGGUCUUCAGGCCCUCAUCUUUAUCCUCAAGAGACAGUGGCAGCACAUUGGGUGGAUGAUCAUCUACAUCAUUGCGUUUCCCAUUUAUUCUUUCGCACUCCCCAUAUACUCUUUCUGGAACCAAGACAACUUCUCAUGGGGCAACACCCGUAUCGUCAUCGGAGAGAAGGGCAAUAAGCAGAUCGUCGCCGUCGAUGACGAGGGUUUCGAUCCCAGGAGCAUUCCUCUGCAGCGCUGGGACGACUAUGCCAUGGCAAACAACCUCCCUGGCCGACGCGGCGGUUACAUGGAAAAAGCGGACAUGGGCUACGACGACCAGUACGAGAUGGACGAGAUCCGCUCCGUUUAUUCGUCUGUUCGCCAAGGUUCCGUUCUCACUGGCAUGAACCGCAAUAACACAUACAUGCCGCCCCAGUCACCCGCGCCUUUUGGCCACAUGGCACGAGCAUCCGGUGCCGCUAGCCCGUACCACCACGACCAGACCAUGGCCAACAGGCAGUCGAUGGCAUCUCUGGGCACCCACGAUAUAAAUCGCGGCCAGACUCCCUUCCAGGACUUUCCCAGCAGUCGGCCGAGUGUUUCCAACCUACGCGGCCAGGCUAACCCCUCUCCCGGACUUGGUGCCAACCGCUCGCAGUCAGCUCUCGGUCUGAACCGGCCCCACGCUGCUGCCCAGUCAACCUCGUCGUUCGACUUCCAGCGUGGCAAUAUGCAGGGCCCUGACGACGGCAUGAUUAUCGAAGCUAUCCAGGGUGUCCUGCGCGAAGUGGACCUAGAUACGGUUACAAAGAAGCAGGUGCGCGCUCUAGUCGAGCAAAGACUGCAGACCGGGCUUGUUGGCGAGAGGAGGACAUUCAUGGACCGCCAGAUUGACAACGAAUUGGCCAACAUGUAA